AUGAUACUGAUUAUAAAUAUGUGUCUAAUAAAGCCAAGAUAUUCCACUCGUUCCCAUCCCAGAAAGCAGAAAAUGAAACUGGCUUUAUUGUUUCUCCUUUUGUUUAGCUUUAAAUAUGUUAUUUCCAUUGCAGUAGAUGAUGACAUUGAUGAGGUUCCCAUCAUUCUUGAGGAUGCCGCUGGCAAUGCCAUCACUGCUAUGUACGUCAGUAUAAGACUUGACGAAUUCGUUGAAGUUCCCGAAUGGGAGCUUCAUGAGUCUGAAUCCUGGAUAAAUGUUUCCUAUAUCCCAAUGCAUAAUGUCAUCUUACCUGGAAUGGAACUACCGACAAGUGUCAUAAGUACCGAUUAUGUGAAUUGGGUCGAUGGGACUGGAAAGUGCGUUGAUACAACUUCUGGACUCCCCCUUUCAGUAUGGAACAUGAGCUUCAACAUCUGGCAGCAUCUGAGUAGAUCUGACUGUGCUAUGGAAACAGGGAAAGCGGGCGAUCUCUACUGGAAAUUCUGGACCAGUGGUGGAGAUUGUAAAGGUACGACUGAUCCCAAAACCAUUUUCGGAGCUGUUAUGGGUAUGAUGGAAAGAGUACUAAACGGGUUAAUUUGCACUAACUAUUGUAUUACCUUGACUCAAGGAGGUACAUGGUAUGGGAACUUGAUUUUAGGCCCCACAUCUGCUGCAUGGAGCUCUUCAUGUGUCGGUGUUUACAGUGGUGACUGGGUCAUGGGCUGUGGGUCGUUGGACUGGCCAUGUUCAUCAUGGAAUUAA
Clavispora lusitaniae ATCC 42720 is the source of this 765-nucleotide messenger RNA. NCBI's taxonomy places the organism in Eukaryota, Fungi, Ascomycota, Pichiomycetes, Serinales, Metschnikowiaceae. The record is from RefSeq and is a predicted model, not a curated record.